This is a messenger RNA of Gambusia affinis (western mosquitofish), 5745 nucleotides long. RefSeq names its product intersectin 2a (gene itsn2a). Gene Ontology annotation, biological process: positive regulation of Rho protein signal transduction; intracellular signal transduction. The coding region runs from base 220 to 5274 and encodes 1684 amino acids. Lineage: Eukaryota; Metazoa; Chordata; Actinopteri; Cyprinodontiformes; Poeciliidae. The record is from RefSeq and is a predicted model, not a curated record. The transcript has 39 exons. Gene Ontology annotation, molecular function: calcium ion binding; guanyl-nucleotide exchange factor activity; protein binding.
GAAAUACUUAGGGUAACCGACGGAGCUUGACUCGGACUGGAGACGCCCAUUUUCAGUCCGCGCCCGCCCCGGCUGCUGGAACGGUUCCUCCUUCUCUACGCGCUUUGAUUGUCAGCCUGGAUGUCGAUCCCCGCCGCUAUCCCACCGCAACAGAUGUCUGACAGCUAGCCAACUGAGUAGAGGACCUCCCUCUUUGCUGGGAGCCUUCCACCUGCAGCCAUGAAUGGUGGUUCCAGCGUUUGGGCCAUCACUCCUGAGGAGAGAGGGAAGCAUGAUAAACAGUUUGACACCCUCGCACCGAUCCUUGGCUACAUCUCGGGGGAGCAAGCGAGGAAAUUCUUUCUCCAGUCCGGCCUGCCGGCUUCUGUUUUGGCGGAGAUCUGGAACCUGGCUGACAUGGACAGUGACGGGAAGAUGGACAGAUUGGAGUUUUCCAUUGCUAUGAAGCUUAUUAAACUUACGCUUCAGGGCAGAAACUUACCCUCAUCCUUGCCAGUUACCAUGAAGCAACCUCCGACUUUAAACAGCAGCUCAAACAUGUCUUCUUCGGCACGGUUUGGAAUGGGAUCCAUGCCAAACCUGUCAGUCGGUCUUUCAUCCAUGCCAACUAUUUCCACCAUGCCCAUUCUAACACCCAUGCCAGCUAAUCGUCCUUUACCCUCUGUGCAACCCCUGGUGCCAGUGCCAAUGACCCUGCCCUUGAUCACCUCAUUCGGGAACUCUGGGCUCCCCAAUGGCACUGUCAGCCUCCUCACCCCACCACUUGUUCCCAGCAAUGCAGGUACUCCGAUGUCAGGCUUUUCGUCCCCUAUGGCUUUUUCCCCAUCUCCGGGUGUGUCAAAAGCCAACUCUCUUUUGGACCUUGGAUCCAGCAGUUCAAACUCUUCCUCCACCACAUCACUGGCCAGCAACUCUCCAAAAAUGGGUUCAGGAGACUGGGCCGUUCCACAGGCUUCGAGACUCAAGUACCGUCAGCAGUUCAAUACACUCGACAAACUCAUGAGUGGCUACUUGUCAGGACCUCAGGUUAGAAAUGCGCUGAUGGCAUCAAACUUGACCCAAACUCAACUGGCCACCAUUUGGAGCCUGGCAGAUGUUGAUAAGGACGGUCAGCUGCGGGCUGAGGAGUUCAUACUGGCUAUGCACCUGGUGGACAUGGCGAAGACUGGACAUCCACUUCCCCUCACUCUGCCUCAGGACCUGAUACCCCCCUCCCUGAGAGGAGGAAUUAAGUCCAGUGAGCUCCUCAAUGGAACAGGACCCUACAUAAGUCCAAGUUUAAUGGACACAACAGAGAUCGAACCUCCUCAGAAGAACAAGAGCAGUGUGUCCUACGAGGACAAGCUCAAGGAGAACUUUGCGCGCGGCAGUGCUGAGCUGGAGAAAAGGCGGCUGGCUCUGGUGGAGGAGCAGAGGAAGGAGAGGGAGCGCCGGGAGCGGGAGGAGCGGGAGGCCCAAGAGCGGCGGGAGAGGGAGGCCAGGGAGCUGGAGAACAGGAGGAGGCUGGAGGAGGAGAGGCGGAUGGAGCGGCAGAGGGAGAUGGAAAGACAAAGGGAGGAGGAGAGGCUGAGGGAGCUGGAGAGGAAGGAGGCGGCGAAGCAGGAGAUGGAGCGCCAGAGGAGGGAAGAGUGGGAGCGAGCAAAGAAAGAGGAGCUGGGAAGGAGAAAAGAGGCAGAGCAAGAGGAGAUUGUUCGACUUAGGGCGAGAAAGAAGAGCCUCGAGUUAGAGCUGGAGGCAGUGGGCAACAAGCACAAGCAGAUCUCAGACUGUCUCCGUGACGCUCAGAGCAAGAGGCGGAUCCAGAAGGCCGAGGUGGACCUCAUCAAUCAGAAGAGAGACGCCCGCAUUGCUGAGAUCAACACUCUUCAGCUUGAGUUUGAGGAAUGGCAGAGGAAGCUGUCACAGCUAGUCCCGGAGCAACAGCAACUGUCUGAGAAGCUGCGAAACAUCAGUCUCAAGAAACUGCCCUUGGCCACUUUGACAUCUCUCACGGGGAGCGCCGCAGAGUCGAGUGGGAACUGCCGCCGUCUCAAAGAUCAGCUGGACAUCCUGGAAAAGGAAACAACAGACAAACUGACCCAGAUGGAGCAGUACAACAAGGAGCUCAAGGAGCUGCGGGAAAAGCAGACGAAGCAGCAGGCCGUCCUGGAUGACCUGCACAGAGUUAAAGAGGAGAAGCUGAGGGAGCUGCAGAGGCGCAGGGAGGAGGAGAAGGAGCGAAGGAGGAGAGAGGAAGCAGAAGCAGCAAGACUGGCGAAGCUGGAGGAGGAGAAGCGUGAGCAGGAGCGGAGAGAACAGGAGAGGAGGGAGAGGGAGGAAGAGGAGGCCCGACAGAGGAGGCUCCAGGAGGAGCAGAGGGCCAGGCAGAGGGAGGAGGAGGAGAGAGAGGCGCAGGCUCGCCUCCGAGCGGCUCAGGAGAAGGCGCAGGAGGAGGAGAGGAGACGGAGGGAUGAGGAGGAGAGGAAGAAGAGGGAGCUAGAAGAGGAGAUGAAGCAGAAAGAAAUGGAAGAAGAAAAGAGGAAGAAACAAGAACAGGAGAGGGGAACAGCCCAGCUGACCUCAUACAGAGCCCUGUACUCCUUUCUCGCACGCAACGCAGAUGAGCUGAGUAUAGAUGCAGACUGUCUCAUAGAGGUGGAUGAGCACACUGUCGGUGAACCCGGCUGGCUGUGUGGGAACUACCGAGGAAAAAGGGGCUGGUUCCCCCAGAGUUAUGCAGAGAAAUGUCCCACGCAUCCCACCUCUGAGAAGGCCCCUGCCUCGUCAAGUCUUCCUCCUUCAAAUGCAAGAAACGCUGCCGUGGAUGCCACAGAGGAAAGCAGCGUUCCUCUGCUUCCAGCUGCUUCACAGUCCACGGUUCUUCUUGUUGCUCGAGCCGUCUCUUCAUGGUCGGCUGCUUCAGAAACUCAUCUCAAUCUCUCGCUGGACAUGGGCGGAGCUCUGCUGAGCUUCUCGCAGGGCGACCUCAUAAGCGUGCUGCAGCAGAGGGACGACUGGUGGUUGGGACAGCUCAAUGGGACACGGGGAUGGUUCCCAAAAAGCUACGUCACUCCGGAGCCAGGCGGCAACGCAGACGCGGACACAACAGACUCAAGUGCUCAGCUAGGAGAGUAUGUGGCCCUGUACACAUACGAGAGCCCAGAGACAGGUGACUUGACUUUUGAUGAAGGAGACGUAAUUAUGGUGACGGAGAGAGAAGGAGAGUGGUGGAGAGGAUGCAUCGGUGACCAGAUAGGACUGUUUCCCUCCAACUAUGUUCGUCCCGUAGAGCCAGAGGCAUCGAAACCUGGAGUUUCAAGCAAAAAACUUGAGAUUGUUCAGGCUGUCACUGCCACAGAAGCCCCCAUGGCUCAUCAGCUGACUCUGUCUCCAGGACAACUGAUUGUGGUCAGAGCCAAAAACUCCACCGGGUGGUGGCUCGGGGAACUGCAGGCUCGGGGCAAAAAGAGACAGAAAGGCUGGUUUCACUCGUCCCAUGUCAAGCUUCUGGGACCGUCCAGUACCAAGACCUGCCUCUCCCCUCUGCCAGUGUGCCAAGUUAUUGCAAUGUACGACUACGCUGCUGCUAAUCAGGACGAGCUGAGCUUCUCCAAGGGUCAGCUCAUCAACAUCCUCGACAAGACCAACCCCGACUGGUGGAAAGGUGAAACCAACGGGGUCACGGGCCUGCUGCCCACCAAUUAUGUCAAGAUGACAACAGAGUCAGACCCCAGCCAGCAGUGUACAUUAAACUCCUCACCCUUAUCAGAGCUUGGAGAUGGUCAUGGGUGUGCAGACCUGAUCACGUUGGACACAAUGACUCCUCAGGAAAGGAAGAGACAGGGUUAUAUUCAUGAGCUCUUCCACACUGAGGAGACCUAUGUGGACGAUCUGGAGCUGGUCCUAGAGGUGUUCCACAAGCCCAUGUCUGAGUCAGGUCGCCUGACAGAAGCUGAGAUGGCAACAAUCUUUGUCAACUGGAGGGAGUUGAUUAUGUGCAACACCAGAUUGCUCAAUGCUCUGCGUGAACGCAAGCAAACGGGAGGAGAGAACAUGCCGGUUCAGCUGAUCGGAGACCUGCUGGCUUCAGAGCUCGCUCACAUGCAGCCGUACGUUUGCUUCUGCUCCUCCCAGCUCAACGCUGCCGCUCUCCUGCAGACCAAAACCCACAACCAGCCUGAGUUCAAAGAUUUCCUCAAGAAGGUUGCCACAAACUACCGCUGCAAAGGAAUGCCACUGUCCAGCUUCCUGCUGAAGCCCAUGCAGAGGCUCACCCGCUACCCUCUGCUCAUAAAGAAUAUCCUUGAGCACACUCCAGAUGGCCACGAGGACCGCGAGCCGCUCCGAGAAGCCCUGGAGCGAGCCGAGGAGCUGUGCUCUCAGGUCAAUGAGGCGGUCAGAGAAAAGGAGAAUGCUGACCGCCUGGAGUGGAUACAGAACCACAUUCAGUGUGAGGGGCCUAUAGAGCACCUGGUCUUCAGCUCUUUGACUAACUGCCUCGGGCCCCGCAAGCUGCUCCACAGCGGCCGGCUGUUCAAAACCAAAAGCAGCAGAGAGCUGUGGGCUUUCCUCUUCAAUGAUUUCCUCCUCCUCACACACAGCGCCAAGCCUUUCUCCUCCUCAGGGUCAGAAAAACUGUUCAGCCCCAAAACCAACAUGCAGCUGAAGAUCUAUAAGACGCCGCUGUUUCUCAAUGAGGUUUUGGUAAAAAUGCCGGCGGACCCGUCCAGUGAUGAGCCGCUCUUUCACGUCUCGCACAUUGACCGCGUCUACACCCUGAAAACAGAGACUUUAAGCGAGAGGACAGCGUGGGUCCAAAAAAUUAAAGCAGCCUCUGAACAUUUCAUAGAAACAGAGAAGAAAAAGAGAGAGAAGGCAUACCAAGCACGCUCCUUAAAGUCUAGUGGAAUCGGUCGCCUGCUGGUGACAGUCAUAGAAGCUCAGGAGCUGAAGGCCUGCAAGCCCAACGGUAAGAGCAAUCCAUACUGUGAGCUGACCAUGGGGGCUCAGUGCUACACGUCACGGCCGGUCUUGGACACUCUGAACCCAAAGUGGAACUUCAAUUGUCAGUUUUUCAUCAAAGACAUCUACCAGGACGUCCUGAGCAUCACUGUGUUCGAAAAAGACCAAUUCUCACCUGACGAUUUUCUGGGUCGCGCUGAGGUUCCUGUGGCGACUAUAAAGAAAGACAUGGAGAGUAAAGGAGCGGCAACCCGUCGCCUGCUCCUGCACGAAGUCCCAACUGGAGAAGUUUCGGUCAAACUGGACCUCCAGCUGUACGAGGCAACCACAUGAACCCCAUUGGACAUCUGACACUUAGCUUAUUGAUGGAGGACAUUUAUGUGCUGAAAGUGCCUGUCUGUGGUAAAUUAAGCAGCUGAAUAGUCUGGGUUCUGCUGUAUAAUCAAUUUUAUAAUUGAUUAUAAUCAAUUAUAAUCAAUUCCAGUCUUAAAUGUAGCAAAAAAAUUGCCAAUGUUUUCUUAUUCACAGUGAAAUCAAAAAAAUGCUUUUGAAUAAAACCAUAUAGUUUUGCUAAAUGGAUAAAUUUUUGCAACUGAAUAUAUUAACCAAUAUAUUUGACUAGGGCUAUUUUAUCACCAGCAGAAGAGAUGAAAUGUCACAAGCAUCAUUGCUAAAUUCCUUCCAUGUCAAUAUGCAGUAGCACACAGCGCCUGAUGUUGCACACAACUUCAACUUGUAAUCCUGAAUUUCAGAAUUUCAAAUUUCAUUUGAAAAUAUGCCAAUAAACAUGCAAAGUAGAAUAAA